Molecule: messenger RNA, 431 nt
Organism: Cylicostephanus goldi
Lineage: Eukaryota; Metazoa; Nematoda; Chromadorea; Rhabditida; Strongylidae
Source: the annotation of a GenBank genome assembly
AUGGGUGUACCAGCAUUCUUCCGUUGGCUUACAAGGAAGUAUCCUUCCAUUAUUGAAUUUGACAAUCUGUACCUUGAUAUGAAUGGUAUCAUUCAUCCUUGCACUCACCCGGAAGACAGACCAGCACCUGCCAACGAGGAUGAGAUGUUUGCACUCAUCUUCGAGUACAUCGACAGAAUCUUCUCCAUCGUAAGACCACGAAAAGUGCUAUAUAUGGCAAUAGACGGUGUAGCUCCUCGUGCAAAGAUGAACCAACAACGUAGUCGACGUUUCCGUGCGUCAAAAGAAGCCUGGGAGAAGGCCGCUUCGAUUGAAGAGCAAAGGCGGCGUCUUGAAGAGGAAGGCAUUCCACUACCUCCCAAGAAAGAAGAGGAAAGCCAUUUCGAUAGUAAUUGUAUCACGCCUGGCACUCCUUUUAUGGCACGGUGAGC